CAGAAGCCCCACCACCCCACGCCAGCCUCUCCCAUCACCACUGGGUUUGAAGAGGCGCCCCAGCCCGCCCGUCCUCCGAUAGGAGGGGCGGGGGGCUCUUCGAGGAGGUCUGGGCCUGAAGGAGCCAGCCAGUGCUGGGGCAUGUAGGAGGAGCGCCACUGACCGAGACCUGGACCUCCUGCGAAGCGCAAAGCAUGAGUGCUCGAGGGUCAAGGCUCUCUAGGCCUUCAAAGGUGACAGUCUGAUAAAUUAAUCCAUCCUAAUGGGAGAAGGCUAGAAGUGAUCCCCAGGGACCUCCAUCUCUUCCCAGGAGGAGAGUCAGAGAUGGGUGAUUACAUGGAGACGCUAAAGGAUGAAGAAGAUGCCCUUUGGGAAAAUGUGGAGUGUAACCGCCAUAUGCUAAGCCGAUACAUCAACCCAGCCAAGCUGACCCCUUAUCUGCGCCAGUGUAAGGUCAUCGAUGAACAGGAUGAAGAUGAAGUGCUCAGUGCUCCCAUGUUGCCUUCCAAGAUCAACCGAUCAGGCCGACUAUUGGACAUUCUUCACACCAAAGGAGAAAGAGGAUAUGUGGUCUUCUUGGAGAGCCUGGAAUUUUAUUAUCCAGAACUCUAUAAACUGGUGACAGGGAAGGAGCCCACACGAAGGUUUUCUACCAUUGUCGUGGAGGAGGGCCAUGAAGGCCUUACUCAUUUCCUGAUGAAUGAGGUUAUCAAGCUGCAGCAGCAAAUGAAGGCUAAGGAUGUGCAGCGCUGUGAGCUCCUGGCCAAGUCCCGCCAAUUGGAAGAUGAAAAGAAGCAGCUGACUCUGACCCGGGUGGAGCUGCUGACUUUCCAGGAGAGGUACCACAAGAUGAAGGAGGAGAGAGACAACUACAAUGAUGAGCUGAUCAAGGUGAAGGAUGACAACUACAACUUGGCGAUGCGCUAUGCCCAGCUAAGCGAGGAGAAGAACAUGGCGGUGAUGAGGAGCCGGGACCUUCAGUUGGAGAUUGAUCAACUGAAGCACCGCUUAAACAAGAUGGAGGAGGAAUGCAAGCUGGAGAGGAAUCAAUCGCUCAAACUUAAGAAUGACAUAGAGAAUCGGCCCAAGAAGGAGCAGGUUCUGGAACUGGAGAGGGAGAAUGAGAUGCUGAAGACAAAAAUCCAGGAGUUACAAUCGAUUAUUCAGGCUGGAAAACGCAGCCUGCCAGACUCAGACAAGGCUAUUUUGGAUAUCCUGGAACAUGACCGGAAAGAGGCUCUGGAAGAUAGACAGGAGCUGGUCAACAAGAUUUAUAACCUGCAGGAAGAAAUGCGUCAGGCAGAGGAGCUGAGAGACAAGUACUUAGAAGAGAAAGAAGACCUGGAACUAAAGUGCUCAACCCUGGGGAAAGACUGUGAUAUGUACAAACACCGCAUGAAUACUGUGAUGAUACAACUGGAGGAAGUAGAGAAAGAACGAGACCAGGCAUUCCACUCUCGUGACGAAGCACAGACACAGUACUCCCAAUGCUUGAUUGAGAAGGACAAGUACAGAAAGCAGAUCCGAGAGCUGGAGGAGAAAAAUGAUGAACUGAGGAUUGAGAUGGUCCGGAAGGAAGCCUGCGUCGUGAACCUAGAGAGCAAACUCCGGCGCCUUUCCAAAGACAUCACUGGCCUUGACCAGAGUCUUCCCCGGAAUCUUCCAGUAACUAUUAUCUCUCAGACCUUUGGAGAUUCCAGCUCUAAAGCCAAUGGUCAGGAGGCAGAUGAUUCAUCAACUUCUGAGGAUUCACCAGAGGACAGCAAAUAUUUCCUGCCCUAUCACCCCCCAAAGCGGAGAAUGAACUUGAAGGGCAUUCAGCUGCAGAGAGCUAAAUCCCCCGUCAGCAUGAAGCGGGCAUCAGAUUUUCAAGAAAAUGGAAUGGAUGCCAGCAGCAACUCCUCCAAUCCUCUUUCCAUUGACAAUUCUCUCAACAAACUGCUGCCCCUUAGAAAUCGCAACAGUAUCAUGUCUAUCACUGCGGAACCUCCAGGAAAUGAUUCCAUUGUCAGAAGAUGUAAAGAAGACACGCCUCAUCGUAGUAUAGUUGAAGAAGAUACUGACAGUUUUGGAUUUGAUGCCUUAGAUCUAGAUGACGACAGCCAUGACCGCUACUCCUUUGGACCCCCCUCCAUCCACUCCUCUUCCUCUUCCCACCAGUCUGAGAGCCUGGAUGCUUUUGACCUUGAGCAAGUCAACAUCAUGUUUAGGAAGUUUUCUCUGGAAAGACCUUUCCGUCCCUCUGUCACAUCUGUUGGUCACAUCAAGACCACAUGUCAUCCGGUGCAGCACACAACCCUGAACGGAGAUAACCUCAUCACUGAAAUCACCCUGCUGGGGGGAAAUGAUCGAGGCAGCUUCAUUCACUCUGUCAAGCCAGGAUCCCUGGCGGAAAAAGAAGGCCUCCGGGAGGGACACCAGCUGCUACUGCUGGAGGGCUGCAUCAAAGGCGAGAAGCAGAGCGUUCCCUUGGAUACUUGCACAAAGGAGGAAGCACACUGGACAAUUCAGAGAUGUAAUGGCCCCAUCACACUGCACUAUAAAUUCAACCAUGAAGGUUACCGGAAGCUGCUAAAGGACAUGGAAGAUGGCCUGAUCACGUCAGGGGACUCGUUUUAUAUCCGGCUAAACCUGAAUAUCUCCAGUCAACUUGACUCCUGUUCUAUGUCAGUGAAGUGCGAUGAAGUGGUACAUGUUCGUGACACAAUGUACCAGGAUAAAUAUGAGUGGCUAUGUGCUCGGGUUGACCCAUUCAACAACAGGGACCUGGAAAUGGGAACUAUCCCCAGCUACAGAAGAGCCCAGCAGCUACUUUUGGUGAAGCUUCAGCGGUUGAUGCACAGAGGGAAUAGGGAUGAAUCAGAGAACUCUCACCACACGCUAAAGGCCCUGCGGAACACACUGCAGCCUGAGGAGCCUCUUGCAAUGAAUGACCCCCGAGUAAGCCCCCGUCUCUCAAGAGCAAGCAUCCUGUUUGGUCAGCUCAUACAGUUUGUUAGUCGAUCUGAAAACAAAUACAAGAGGAUGAACAGCAAUGAACGGGUCCGUAUCAUCACUAGUGGCCACCCAGGGAACUUGGCCCGGGCCUCACUCGAUGUUAUGAAGCCCUUGUCAGAGAAGCAUGAAGAUGUGGACUCUGAAAAUGACCUCAACAAGAGACUCAACCUGAUCCCAUAUAGCUCGGUGCGCUCCUUCUACUCUGAGCGCCGACGGCCUGUUCUCUUCACCCCCACCAUGCUAGCCAAGACCUUGGUGCAAAAGCUGCUGAAUUCUGGAGGGGCCAUGGAGUUCAACAUGUGCAAGCCAGACAUUGUAACAAAGGAGGAGUUCCUGAGGAAAGAAAGAACAGAAACCAUCAUCUUCUCCCGGGAAAAGAAUCCAAACACCUUCGAAUGCAUUGUUCCUGCCAAUAUUGAAGCUGUAGCUGCCAAGAAUAAGCACUGUCUGCUGGAGGCCGGGAUAAGCUGCACAAAAGAUUUGAUCAAAGCAAAGAUCUACCCCAUCGUUCUCUUCAUCAGAGUUUCAGAGAAGAAUAUCAAGAAAUUCAGGAAACUGCUGCCCAGGCCAGAGACCGAGGAGGAAUUUUUAAGGGUGUGCCGCCAGAAGGAGAAAGAGUUGGAAGCCCUCCCCUGUCUCUAUGCCUCAGUGGAGGUUGACAUGUGGAGCAGCGUGGAGGACCUCAUCCGAGUUAUCAAGGAGAAGAUAGGAGAGGAGCAGCGCAAAACCAUCUGGAUUGAUGAAGACCAGCUGUAAAACAGGCCUUGUGUUGAAUUGGACUUGUCAGUGAUGCACAGGCCCUGACCAAGCAGAGUUUGGGCAGGUAGAGCCCCUCAGGGCAUUGCCCGGGGCUCCUCAUGGCUUCUUUGCCAGCUCUGUUUUUGGGCUGCAGAUGGAGCAGAUGCAGACAGGAGGAGCUACUCAGGCCUGUGGGUAAUGGGAGCUCCAGGGACUGAGCUUCCACCCUGAUAAGCAGCCCCUCCACAGGAUCCCACUCCCCUUCCUCCCAACCCACUUCUACCACCAGGGACAGCAGCAGCUGCUUUAACUGUGGGGAUGGAAGAAAAUGCGGGAGGGAGUUAGGAGUAAUUUAUUCCACAUACUGCCUGGACCCCAUCCCAGUUGUUUAGCACUCCUGACAUUAUCAGAACACAGAAAUCUUCCAGGAGACAUGGACUCAGCCAAAGGACACUGAACCUGAGGCCUCUGGGUCCCCUCCCAGACCAGACUAGCAAUUGAAUGUAAUUCACCAGGGACUCUGCUCAUUGCCUGGUCAUACUGGAGUCCCCCAAAACAAGACCACAUCUCUCAACUGGCCAGGCUGGAGUGAAAGAGGUGUACUGCACUGUACUGAUGUUUAUUUUUUUGCAUUAAAGUCUCUCAAGUUCUUUAUUCUCCAUC
Molecule: messenger RNA, 4398 nt
Organism: Trichosurus vulpecula (common brushtail)
Lineage: Eukaryota; Metazoa; Chordata; Mammalia; Diprotodontia; Phalangeridae
Gene: CARD11
Product: caspase recruitment domain family member 11
Exons: 25
Coding region: 325-3753 (1142 amino acids)
Biological process (GO): regulation of apoptotic process; positive regulation of canonical NF-kappaB signal transduction
Molecular function (GO): protein binding
Source: RefSeq, a predicted model, not a curated record